AUGGAAGAAAAGGAUGAAUCUGAACAGUCUAUCUCAGCAGGGAGGCAAGAAAUUCGAAAGAGAAGACGACCCAGCCAGCCCAUGGUAGAUAAAUCCCAGCAGACUGAGGUAACAGAGAAAAAGAAACAAUUGUCUAUACCACAAUCAUCUGGCCCCAAAGCUGCCCUUAGUAUUGGUAAUAUUCCUGGAAGCAAAUUAAACUAUGAAUGUCAUAGAGUAUCUUCUCAACUUCAGCAAACUUGGAUAAAGAGAAAGCGUGUACAGGAUAUGGCUGAUAAGUCUCUGCAGACAGAAACUAUUGCAGAGGAGAAAAAAGAAGAAAUCAAAUUAGUUUGUGAAGCAGUGGUACCUGAGGAAAAGCCAGCUGCUGUUGAAGUAGGUCCUGAAUUUCCAGAGAGUGUUCAGGAAGUAGAAGUUCCACCAAGCAGAUACUCUGCUCAAGUCAAAACAGACAGAUCUCAGCAGACUAGUUGUACUGGAGACUGGACAAUGAUGAACUUUCCUGAAAAAGAUAAACUAGACAAGGAACAGCAGACAUACUUUAGUGAAUCAGAAAUAGUGGUUAUUGGACGGUCGACUAAUUCUUUUUCAAAGUCAAAGGAAGGUGCACAGAAGCGCAAAUCUUCAGGGAGUAUUUUUGUUAGUGAACAUCCUGAAUUUCAACCCACAACAAGUAGCAAUGAAGAAACUAGGCGGCAAAGUAUUAGCAGAACAUUAUCUAUUCCACCAACCAAAAAAGAUUCUCCUGUACCUUUAGAAGAUGAGAAAGAUGUUCCAGUUGAAGUACAGCCUCCUGCUGCAGAAGAGAUCUCUGCUGAAGAACAACUUCCACUAGACGAGACUACUGCAGAAGAGGUUCCUGUGGAAGUUCAACCUCCACCAACUGAAGAGGCUCCUCUUGAAGUACAGCCUUCCCCAGCUGAAGAGGCUCCUGGAGAUGAGGCCCCUGCUAAAGUAGAGCCUAUGCCAGCCAAAGAGGCUCUUUCAGAAGAGCCUCCUGCUGAAGAGGCUCCUGUUGAAAUACAGCCUUCCCCAGUGGAAGAGCCUCCUGGAUAUGAGGCCCCUGCUAAAGUAGAGGCCACCUCAUCUGAAGAGACUCUUUUAAAAGAGCCUCUUACUGAAGUUCAGCCUCCUGCAGCUGAAGAGGUUUCUACACAAGAGACCCGAGAACUUCAACUUUCACCAGCUGUGGAGUCCCCUGCAGAAGAGGCCCCAGCUGAAGCUGAGCCUCCACAAGCUGUGGAGUUCCCUGCAGAAGACGCCCCAGAGGUUCAGCCUCCACCAGCUGAGCAGGCCCCUGCAGAAGAGGCCCCAGCUGAAGCUGAGCCUCCACCAGCUGAAGAGGCCCCUGCAGAAGAUGCCCCAGAGGUUCAGUCUCCACCAGCUGAGCAGGCCCCUGCAGAAGAGGCCCUAGCUGAAGCUGAGCCUCCACCAGCUGAGCAGGCCCCUGCAGAAGAUGCCCCAGAGGUUCAGUCUCCACCAGCUGAGCAGGCCCCUGCAGAAGAGGCCCCAGCUGAAGUUGAGCCUCCACCAGCUGUGGAGUCCCCUGCAGAAGAGCCCCCAGAGGUUCAGUCUCCACCAGCUGAGCAGGCCCCUGCAGAAGAGGCCCCAGCUGAAGCUGAGCCUCCACCAGCUGUGGAGUCCCCUGCAGAAGAGCCCCCAGAGGUUCAGUCUCCACCAGCUGAGCAGGCCCCUGCAGAAGAGGCCCCAGCUGAAGCUGAGCCUCCACCAGCUGAAGAGGCCCCUGCAGAAGAGCCCCCAGAGGUUCAGUCUCCACCAGCUGAAGAGGCCCCUGCAGAAGAGGCCCCAGAGGUUCAGUCUCCACCAGCUGAGCAGGCCUCUGCAGAAGAGGCCCCAGCUGAAGCUGAGCCUCCACCAGCUGAGCAGGCCCCUGCAGAAGAGCCCCCAGAGGUUCAGUCUCCACCAGCUGAGCAGGCCCCUGCAGAAGAGGCCUCAGAAGUUCAGUCUCCACCAGCUGAGGAAGCCCCUACAGAAGAGCCCCUGGAAGUUCAGUCUCUACCAGCUGAGGAGGCCCUUGAAAAAGAGGCCCCAGAAGUUCAGUCUGUACCAGCUGGGCAGGCCCCUGCAGAAGAGGGCCUAGGAUUUCAGUCUCCACCAGCUGACAAGGCCCCUGAAGAAGAGGCCCCAGAAGUUCAAUCUCCACCAGUUGAAGAGGCCCCUGCAGAAGAGCCCCCAGAAAUUCAGUCUUUACCAGCUGAUGAGGCCCCUGCAGAAGAGGCCCCAGAAGUUCAAUCUCCACCCACUGAGGAGGCUCCUGCAGAAGAGACCCCUGCUGAACUUCAGUCUCCAUCAAUUGAAGAAACUACUUCAGAAAUGGUCUCUGUUGAGAAACAGCCUUCACUCACUGAAGAGCCCUUUAUUACACCAAUCUCUUUAGAAGAAACCUCUGCUGAAGUUCUGCUUCCACCAUCUGAGCAGACACCUGCAGAUGAGGCUCUGGUAGAGAAUGUGUCUCCAGUAGAUCAGGCUCCAAAGGAAGCAGACGUCCCAGUGGCAAAAUUAGAAUCAGGGAGUUUGGAAGAUAAGCCAAAAUCUGAAGAGCCUUUAGAACAGGAUACUGUUCCUAAAGAUUCAUCUGAUACCAAGAAUGAAGCAGUUUCUUUUGAAAUACAGGGUGUCAUCCAUAUAGAACUGGAAUAA
Molecule: messenger RNA, 2661 nt
Organism: Rangifer tarandus platyrhynchus (Svalbard reindeer)
Lineage: Eukaryota; Metazoa; Chordata; Mammalia; Artiodactyla; Cervidae
Source: the annotation of a GenBank genome assembly